AUGAUUACCUCUUGGGAUGUGGACACUGUGGGUGAUGAUGUCCUGUCACAACCUCCACCCUUGUCCCCAGUGAUUAAAUGUGACAACCCGGACUGUAAGGAAUGGAGGAUGGAUGCAAACAGAAUGAAGGCUCAGAGGGACAUAUAUGCUGCUGAGGUGAAAUCCCUGCGCUGCAUGCUGCAGCAGAGGAUUAAACGUAACCGAAAGAGGAUGAACCAGAGGGCCGAGGACCAAGAGCGGGUGUUUCUAAGGAAACGAUCCCGAACAGAGUCAACACCAAAGAGGCUGUCCAAGUCCAAAGCGGCAGGGGCCGGGGGAAUCGAAUGCGGGACAUUACAUUCCCACGCAUCAUGGAGAAGUAUCUGCAAGGCUACCGGGGACCAUUAUGAGGGCAUCGAUCCAACAGUGAGGCUCCAAGAAAACGCAGUCUCCAAAAUAAGCAGAGUCAAAUCAUUCCUAAGCUUCAUGGCACACGGUUUCAAUCGCCUGUCUGACUGGCUCUUUUUGAGGGAUCUGAAGAGGAUACGUGGGUGGUCCCGGAGCCUGAUAAAGUCAAGCCUACAGGUCACGACAUCUGACUUCUAUAUCAAAAAUAUAUCACACUUUCUCAAGUACAUGAAUGAAACACCAUGCAAGGGGAGCAGGCUCAACCAGAAUGACAUGAUUUUAAUCACACGGGAAGUUGCUGCCAUCCUGAAGUCCAUGAGAAGGAAGGUGUGUAUCCACCAGAUGCAGGUGAAGCGGGACAAGAUGGAAGGUCUGCCAAGCCAUAAAGACAUCAUGGCAUGUUUGACUGCGGCCAAAACUCGCAUCCCUCAGCUCCUGGACGUGAUGACCAGCAAUCCGACUCACGCAACCCGGAGCCUGCUCUAUGGGUACAUGACCCUCAAUUGGAGCUGCAUUUAUGGGCACCGUCCGGGGGUCUACUCCAACAUGACCAACACGGAGGUCCUAAAGGCGGAGAUAACUGGCACUGCCUUUGGCCACCUCAUCCACGUAAGCAACCACAAGACGGCCAACGCGUUCGGGGAAGCGCAGAUGUACCUCACCAUAGAAGAAUUUGGAUGGAUGAAGAGGUGGCUGGAAAUCAAGGGGACGCUGACCGGCACCAACAACCGCUACUUCCUCUGCAUAGCGGGGAAGAACCCAUCGAGGAACCUUGCCACCUUCCUGAGGUUAGCAUGGGCUGAUGUUGGACUAAAAGGUCCCAUUAACUUCACCGACCUCCGCACAGUCCACGCCGAUAAUGCGAAGAGGUUUCAGGACAUAAGCAACCGCCAAAGAGUGAGUGAUUUCAUGUGUCACAACACUGCAACUGCAGACAAAUGUUAUGCCAAGAAUCCUUCUUUGAAAGAGGCUGCGGACAUACGAAUGCUCUUCACAGAGUCACUGCAAGCAGCGGCCGCAGCAGCAUCAGGGGUGAGUGAAGACAAUUUGGGGGACAUUGACAUCCACAGUGACCGUGACAGCUCUGGAGAGGAGCAUAGCCCUACUCCCUACCAAGACUCCACCAAUACCGAGACGUCAGAUGAAGAAUUAUACAAAGACUUCAACGCUUGGAGAGCGGCGAAGAGGGAACAGUCAAUGGCCAGACACGGGUGA
Molecule: messenger RNA, 1602 nt
Organism: Gymnodraco acuticeps
Lineage: Eukaryota; Metazoa; Chordata; Actinopteri; Perciformes; Bathydraconidae
Exons: 3
Coding region: 1-1602 (533 amino acids)
Source: RefSeq, a predicted model, not a curated record